ACCCCUGUCGGCCGCAUGUACGCCCUAUACGUUUCCACCUAAGAAUUAUCCAAACUUCAGAUCCCUUUUUCUUUCCCCCCUUCCCAGUCUGGCCUUGCACACAGUCUUACCAUGAAGAACCAAAGUGAAGCGUGUUUACCCGAAGAGAUUGAACCGCUGAACAAUGACGCAGAGUCAUUUUCACGACCCAAACAUGGAUCAUCUCGAAGAUUGAAGCUUGUCAUUGCUCUGCUCGUCGUCUCGAUAUUAUUGAACAUUGGCCUUAUAGUUAAUAGUCUUCGAAGAAAAGAUACGCGGCUAGACUUUUCACCAUACGCUCACCUACCUCGAGAUGUCCCAACCAAGUACAACUCACAUUCUCCCUUCGGAACGGGGAGCACCACCGAAGAGCAACGAGCACUCGCAUGGGAAAGCAUGGACUCGAGCGCGGGAGAGAUAAGCCUAGACAAAGAAUGGGCAGAAGCACACGAUCUACCCUCGUCGGCGCCUUUCUUCUGGGACGAAGGUCGGCAGAUCUAUCUGCUGAACGCGCAUCACAGCCUCCACUGUAUGCGCAAAGUCCGCCGCGCGAUCGUUCUCUACCACUACAAGCGCCCGCAGCUAGAUUCGUACAUACACCUAGUGCACUGCAUGGACCACCUAAUGCAGAACAUCAUCUGCGAAGCGGACGACACGCCGUUCUACACAUCGACGACGUCGAACAUCACCACGGGGCUCGGACAGACGCGUAUGUGUCGCAGCUGGGACCGGUUGACGGAAUGGGCCAACGAGAACACGGCGUGUUUCGCGUACAUCAACGAGACGCAGGGCGUCGACGCUGUUAUCGAGCGCUUCAGAUACUGUCCGCGCGGGAGCUCGCUACUGGAUCCUAUGAGGAAGUACUUUGGGUAUACACAGGAUUGGUUCCUGGAGAGGCCAGGGGAUAUCGAUUCCUUGCCGCGGUACUGGGAGGGAUUGGAUGAGGAAGAGAGACGUUAGGAGAAGGGGAGAAGGUGGGGUGGGACAU
Molecule: messenger RNA, 1006 nt
Organism: Annulohypoxylon maeteangense
Lineage: Eukaryota; Fungi; Ascomycota; Sordariomycetes; Xylariales; Hypoxylaceae
Exons: 3
Coding region: 112-978 (288 amino acids)
Biological process (GO): mycotoxin biosynthetic process
Source: RefSeq, a predicted model, not a curated record